Dicentrarchus labrax (European seabass) is the source of this 7879-nucleotide messenger RNA. Its product is annotated as guanine nucleotide-binding protein G(o) subunit alpha. The record is from RefSeq and is a predicted model, not a curated record. Gene Ontology annotation, molecular function: mu-type opioid receptor binding; G protein-coupled serotonin receptor binding; corticotropin-releasing hormone receptor 1 binding. Gene Ontology annotation, cellular component: heterotrimeric G-protein complex. The transcript has 8 exons. Gene Ontology annotation, biological process: G protein-coupled dopamine receptor signaling pathway; adenylate cyclase-modulating G protein-coupled receptor signaling pathway. The coding region runs from base 681 to 1745 and encodes 354 amino acids. Lineage: Eukaryota; Metazoa; Chordata; Actinopteri; Moronidae.
UGACGUCACCGAACUGCAAUUGAACGAAUGAAACUAACGAACGACCGAGUCCCUACCGGAGCUACCGGGAGGCAGUAGCGUUACAGAGCGAGUCCCCGCCGCCCGGAGGAGCCAAACGGAGGAAGGUCCGCUGUGAGCCGCCGUGAGAACGUCGUGCUGGAAUCAAACGAUGCGAGCGCUGCUCCCCGCCGCCCAGUAACACACACUACCGACCGCCGGAGAGGAAGAGAACCGUUACCGUGAUUUCACAGACGGAGGACGGACGGACCACCACCGAGAACCACGCUUGAGAAGCGAACUACAGCGGUGGCUACAUCGUGCUGGGGUUGGGCUUUUUUUUUUCGCGCCGUGGAUCAAACCGAGUGGAUCCUUUGAUUUAAAUGCUUUAACGGCGCCGUGUCCCCCGGCUUGAGAGCGAGAGAGAGGGAGCUGCCCAGAGAGAGAAAGAGAGAGACAGAGAGGGAUCAUAGAGGGAUCGAAGGCACAGCACAGAGGAGGAGGAAAUUAACCAAGAAAGAGAAAGAAGAAGAAGAAGAAGAAGAAGAGAAGAAAAAAAAAAAAAGGGGGGAUUUGCAUACCAGCGUUGUUUUCACGCACCCGUUUCAUUGAAUCCAGUUUUCACUGCCUUUUCUGCCGUGGAUCCCGGUAUCGGUAACGCUAUCAAGCUGUGUUCUCUAACCAUGGGAUGUACUCUGAGCGCAGAGGAGAGGGCGGCUCUGGACCGGAGCAAAGCCAUCGAGAAGAACCUGAAGGAGGACGGGCUCACCGCGGCCAAAGAUGUCAAACUGCUGCUGCUCGGGGCUGGAGAGUCAGGGAAAAGCACCAUCGUCAAACAGAUGAAGAUCAUCCAUGAGGACGGUUUCUCUGGCGACGACGUAAAGCAGUACAAGCCUGUCGUUUACAGCAACACCAUCCAAUCUCUGGCUGCCAUCGUGCGCGCCAUGGAUACGCUGGGCCUGGAGUAUGGAGACAAAGAACGGAAGGCGGAUGCUAAGAUGGUGUGUGACGUGGUCAGUCGUAUGGAGGACACAGAGCCUUACUCCGCCGAGCUGCUCUCCGCCAUGAUACGUCUGUGGUCCGACUCGGGCAUCCAGGAGUGUUUCAGCCGCGCCCGAGAGUACCAGCUCAACGACUCAGCGCAGUACUACCUAGACAGCCUAGAUCGGAUUGGUGCGCCAGACUACCAGCCCACAGAGCAGGACAUCCUGAGGACCCGAGUGAAGACCACAGGCAUCGUCGAGACACACUUUACCUUCAAAAACCUCCACUUCAGGCUGUUUGAUGUGGGGGGUCAGAGGUCGGAGAGGAAGAAGUGGAUCCACUGUUUUGAGGAUGUCACAGCCAUCAUUUUCUGUGUGGCACUCAGCGGAUACGACCAGGUGCUGCAUGAGGACGAGACCACGAACCGAAUGCACGAGUCUCUGAAGCUGUUUGAUUCCAUCUGUAACAACAAGUGGUUUAAGGACACCUCCAUCAUCCUCUUCCUGAACAAGAAGGACAUCUUUGAAAACAAGAUCUGCAAAUCACCCCUGUCCAUCUGCUUCCCUGAGUACACUGGUCCAGACACUUACUUGGAGGGAAUAGACUACAUUAAGUGUCAGUACGAGAGCAAGAACAAGUCACCCAACAAAGAGGUCUACUCCCAUGUGACCUGCGCUACAGACACCAACAACAUCCAGUUUGUCUUUGAUGCUGUCACUGAUGUCAUCAUAGCAAAUAACCUGCGGGGGUGUGGCCUGUACUGAUGAUUAAAUGUUAGCCAAUAGAUGAUGGGUGUUUGACUUGUAUUUUCCAAUGUGGGGUACCAUGUCAGUGAUGUGAUCAAUAUGUUCAUGAUGUCAUUAUAUUGCUUUACCGUAAGACUCGCCAUUAGUCCAACUUACCUCUUAAAUAAUGAAUUGGUUGGUUGGGUGAGACUUCUUUUAAGGUAUUUGUCUUUUUUACUUCCUUCUAAAGAAGAACUAAUUGCUGUAAAGUUACUGUAUUUGUGCAUUUAUUUAUAGCUCCAAAUCUUUUGCUGGUGUGCUGCAGAAAUCUUGCACAACACCUACAGUCGGCUUUACAAGGAUACAAGAUUCCUGAGACUGGUUUGUACGUACAGUAGUGCUGUGUUACUCAAUCAACUAGACAGAAUGCAAAUGAAGUGCAGCCAUCUUAGGGGUUCACCAGCAGUCCCGAAAAAUAGUGUAACAAGAAUUAUGUCUCUACCCCAAAGUAUUCUAAUUGUUUUUAUUUAAAUUUGAUUUGAAUAUAUGAGUAUGUCGUCCAAGCAGUAUCAAUCAAGUUCAUUUCAAUCUCAGUUUGCUUCAGAAAGUUGUUCUUCAGACUUCAUGUUCACCACAUGAUCAUGUACAUGAGAUCUUAGACUAUUGACAAGAUUAUGUCCAACCUACUAUAAAGAAAUGCAAAGAAAAUAGAAAUCAGCAAAAAAAGCAUUUAUAUUUAUACUUUAUGAAAAAUAGCUUUUGUAGCACCCCUCCUUAUCGGGUGACCGUCCUGCUCAGAUGUAGUAGGGUAGUUUCCAACUGUCUUGUUGCACUAAGCCAUGCUCUUUUAACUAUUGAGCUCCAAAAUGACUAUUAUUUAAUAAAUAAAUGAGACAUAAUGACUUAAAUCAUCAUAUGAAUUAAUAUAGAAAAUAAUUGAUGAACCACUCAUUGUGAAAUUAUUAGAUACAAGUCAAACAAAACUGAUUAUUAUUAAGUGUAUUAUUUUCACAAUAAUUUAUUUCAUAGCACUUGCUGAGCCUGCUAAGAGGCUGGGACCAGCAGCAGAAUAGUAACAGAAAAAUGUCAGUGAAAUAAAAAAUACACUUUCAUAUAGAGCAUUUUGAGAUUGCUUUAAUGAAAUAAGCAAUCACAGUGAACCAUACUGAAAUUAUGAAAUAGCAUUUAGAGUUUUAAUUGCAUAUUAAAUUAGUUCAAAUUGUAUUCGUUUGUAUAUUUUUCUGUACUUUUUCAUAUGAUGGUUUAGUUGUCUAGUUAUAAUAUGUAUUGGUUAAAUAUUGCCCCUUAGUAGUUCCAUAUUAAACAGUCUGAUGCCAGAGAGUCCGCUGCAGCUUUGCCAGUCACUAGAAGCACAUUCACGAUUAUUUGUGAAGGUUUGUGUGUGGUACUGUUAAGCUAGCGGUUGUAUUUUAGCUAAACUAAUGGCUCAGAGAGGCUAACUUUCCAAUAUAUGAAUCAGUCUGGUGAUGCUUCGAAAGCACAAGCCUGCACUGAAAUACUAAAGCAAAAACCUAGCACAAGUACUCCUGUAAAUGAUGCAUCUAUUGUAUUAUAUUAGUAUACAUUUGAAAAUGAGCACAGUGGUUCCACAGCUGGAGGGGGUGGGCGGCCCUUCUCUGAUUAGAGGGCGUUAACACUCUUUAUUUCAUAUUAAUGUGAUGACGUAAAGUAGUCCCAAACUCUACGUCAGCAUUGAGCUUGCAAGAUUCAGAGUGAUUCAAAACAGUAGAUUUUUAAGACAUGAAUUGAUAUAUUUCAUCAUGUUACAGUCAUGUUAUUUAGUUUACAGCUCAUACGACAUUUUUAAGUGUGCAUUGCCUCUUUAACAUAAUGAUUCAACAAGUAGGACCAAUUCAUCUCAUCCUGAGGGAAGAGGGGGUUUAUCAGAGUGGGCUGUUCAGAAUAUGAAAUGUAAUAAGACCAAAGGUAAUCCCACUUAUGACUGUUUUUCUGUAAAGUGACAUUUCUAUUUUUUUACUACAUUGCAAAUUGAUGGUACCUAGGAUGAUAGGUUCAGCCAGUAUAUCCAAGUUAAAUGUGUAGGAUUUGAACAUUUCCGACUUUGGCGACUCCUCUUGGUCAUAUCAAAGGUUUGGCUAGGAUUGCCUCAUUUUUCAACAAUCAAAAUUUCAAAAAAAUUAUAAUCACAUUCACAAUUGGGAUUCAAGAAGAAAUAAAAUUAUUUUGAAUAUUAUUAGAAGAAAUAUUUAUUUUAUUUUUGGUGUCAUUUGACUUAAGCAUAGAGUUGACGUGCUCAUUGACAGUUCAGUCAUUUUGUUCAGUUCUGUGGGGCAUCAGUCAAGGUUGGAGCAAUGGUAGCUUAUCAUUUUAUUGAAAACCCAAACAGGAGUUCAUACAGCAGAACUCAAUUGUGUAUUUCCAUGUUGCUGGGAAACUGCUUGGUUAUCACAUAACCUUAGUGUUUUGGACUUGGAUGCAUUUCAUUUGGAAGUAAAUUUGUUCUUUGUCCCUAUAGAGGAAGGUAAUUGAAAUUGUACUUUUGAUAAAAAAUUAAAAGAGGUGAGCAGUAUAAUUUCUUGUUUUUUUCCCUUCACCUUAAAUGUAAAGCUCAUAUUUAAAUUUACAGUGAGGACGUUGCUAUCUAUGUUAUUUAUUCUGCCAUCACCCCUCAUCCAUGUGGAUGUCACCUUUGCUCAUAUGUUAGGAUUGGUUUUCCAGGCCCCCUUGCUGCAGCAUGCAUGGGUCCACUAUAAAAUCACUUUAAACAGAGGAGCUACAAGAGUGUGCUGACUCAACCACACAAUUGCCAGAUAAUGCUUCAAAGGAAGCAUCGAUUUUAUGAGGCCGUGGGGCCGCAUCCAUUGUGUGGGGCUGCACAGUGUAAUAUCCCUAUCGUCCACCACUCUGCCUUAUUAAGCCAGAGGUGAGCUUUGAAAGAUUGUGUGCUGGUGAGUACAUAUGGUCCUCUGGGACACGAAUGUCAAUCUUGUUGUUUUAGUCCUGAUGUUUUGCUUUCUGCUGAGCGGGUUCCAUUUCUGCUAGAUGGUAGUCGUCCCAGAGCUCCUGUUGGACUGAGGUUUGAUGUAGUGCACAGCUUAGGGGGAAUAAAAAGUGAUGUGUGCAAUUGGUGGGAGCAGUUCAGGUUUGAGCCUUAAUGUUAAAGCCAAAGAGAUGCAUAUAAUACCAGGAAAAUAUCAUCAGCUCCUCCCUUCUUCCUUUAUAAGCAACAGUUUACAGCAUCGCAUAGAAACUGAGCCGUGUUUGUCAGUGGGACUUUGUUGAUUUGACUGAGCUGAGUGUGUUUACAGCUUUACUGCUGUGAGUGCUCCCUGGCAAACAGAGGCAGAGAGCUUCUUUAUUUAUGUAUGAGCGCGGCAUUUGCUAUAUUCCACUCUUCCCUCGACACUCAAACAGCUAGGACGUGUCUCCACCCUCUGCUCAAAGCUGCGAUUUUUAAAACAGGUAGACGACGUCAUCGGCUCUUCCUUCCACAUUUGUGCCAACUUUUCCUAAUUAGAGAACUGCCUAAGGCUGUUGAUCAGCCUGUUCUCUCUCUCUGUGUGUGUGUGUGUGUGUGUGUGUGUGUGUGUGUGUGUGUGUGUGUGUGUGUGUGUGUGUGUGUGUGUGUGUGUGUGUGUGUGUGUGUGUGUGUGUGUGUGUGUGUGUGUGUGGUUAUGUCUUUGUAUCCUGUGUGUAAUCGUGUGUGUUUGCAGAUUGUAUAUAGUCACUUACGUGUGUGUCUGUUGAGAGUACGGGAAAGGUCAGUGUGUGUGUGUGUGUGUGUGUUUCUGUGUCUGCGUGUGUGUGCUUGUCUAUGGUGUGCGCGUAUGUGCGUUGUGUGAGAGACAACAUCAGCCCAUGGGUGUUGUGGCGGAGUCAGUAUCUGUGGAUUAAUUACCCAGAAGGCACCUAUCUACCCUUUCCACACACACAGGCCCUCUACACAAACCCACACAUACGUACACACACACACUGAAGACAAACACACCCAUGGGACUUCAAAAUGUCACAACACCUUUCUUGCCGGUGCCAAAUAAUACCACCGUAUCCCACCAAAGAGAGCUUUUUUGGUUCUUUUGCCAAACAUGAAGCCUGCUGCUGAAGGCCUCUAGUUUCUGAUCUUCUCCAUUGUUUAAUUCAUUACAUGAUGUGAAAGGAAGAUCUUACUGCAUUAGCUCUAUGAUUGACUUCACUUCCCACUUCUGUCAGCCGUGACACUGCAGGGAAGCUUCCCUCCUUUUUUUAAAGUAUGUCGAAGUGUGUGCAAGUUUUUUUAGACAGGCAAGUUUUGUUUGUAAUUUGCAUAGAGGCCGAACUAAUAUUUUACACUGACAUGCUGAAAACAAUUAGCAUCUGUGCAUGUGCACAGUGCAAGACACAGAAGUGACAAAACAAACUAUUCUGACUAUUCUGACUUUUGCACCUGAAUCAUGCCCUUGCCCAUUACAGGCUUUUUCUGUCCUGUGUAUGCCCUGUCGCUGUAAAAGUGGCCUGAAGUGUGAUUAAUUCAUAGUUUGUUGAAUGACUGAAUAAUUUAGUUUAGCAUCAUCCUCACUUAAAGGUCAAGUGUGUAACAUUUAGGAGGUUCUAUUGUCAGAAAUGGAAUAUAAUAUUCAUGGUUAUGUUUUCAUUACAGAAUAUAAGAAUCAUUGUGUUUUCGUUACCUUAGAAUGAGCUGUUUUUAUCUACAGAGGGAGCGGGUCCUCUUCAGAAUCUGCAAUGUUUCUGCAGUAGCUACCCAAACACUGGCUCUAGAUAGGGCCUUUUGGGAGUUUUGCACCCAACAUAGUUUCUCCUUCAUGGUUGGAGGGAUGGGCUGGGGGCUGUCUUUAAGUCCUUUGGGUUCUGCACAGUCCCCUCACCUCACCAAUAUCAGUGAUGGCAGUUUUAAUCACCCGCCACAGAGUCCUCCUCACAUCCUACGCCAGUUAGACAGACAUAUAGCCAAAAAAUUCCAUGUAAUCAUUUGAUUUGCUCUCAUUGCUUUGCUCUCUCUCUCUCUCGCUCUCCCUCUCGCUCUCUCUCUCUCUCUAAUAGCUCUAAAGCUAUUAGUAGUUUAUAAGGUGGCGACAGGGUUGAUGCUUCCUCAGAGAGGAAAUAUGAGCAGAUCACUGUCUCUGUCUCUGUCUGUGUCUGUCUGUGUGUGUGUGUGUGUGUGUGUGUGUGUGUGUGUGUCUGUGUGUGUGUGUGUGUGUGUCUGUGUGUGUGUGUGUGUGUGUGUGUGUGUAUGUGUUUGGGCAUGUAUAUGUGUGCUUUUGUGCUUUUCACAACCUGUCUCUACUCCUGAUGAAUUACCAAUAAACCCCAAACAACCAGUGGGAAAUGAUAUCAGCACGCAAGGCUGAGAGAAUAGUGGGUGUCACAGUGAUAAAUAACGGACUCCUUUAGGCAGAAGUGAAGGAGAGAUUUGUGGGUAAUGUAGUCUGAGGUCAUGACAGAGACGGUUCAUGGGUGGUAGUGUAUUUCUUUUUUAGGUGGCUGGCUCUGAUGUGAAUAAUAGAAUCAGGGGUUUAUUCAGAUAACAAAGGUGCUAGUUCAUCUGGGCAGCAGGUGGUGGCACAAAAGAACUGUUAGCACCUUGAGCCAAUCCAGUGCCGUAGCAGCAUAAACAAUUCCCCACAAUGGUAGCCAAGUAAAGAACUGUGUUGAGUUUUGAUCCCAGAGUUUGGUGCCAAAUGUUUGCCAUAUUGGAUUUAAAUGAGCUUUUCGCUGACUUAUGUAUGCUUCACAUUAAGAAUUGGAGUUUUGCUUGUAAAUGCUUUUAAAGAAGUUCAGUUCACACUCAACCUUUGCAGUCCAUAAAAUGAGCAUGACGAUUCAGAAAGCCACCGGGCACAUGACCGUAAUGAACUGUAGAAUGAAGGAGGCAGAGUACAAUGUGGUUACAGUCCUUGCACUCAUCGUGCUCUCAGCCCGUACUGCUGCAGUGCUUUUAGCCUUCCACCCUCCAGUGCCCACACCAUUGAACCCCUCAGUCCAAGACCAAUCAGCACCUGUCUAUACUGUACAGAUCGCUUGCAGCAAAAUGCAAACCUGUUUUUGUGUAUGUUUGUGUGUCUAUAUGUGUGUGCCAUUUUACUGUGCACUGUAAGUAAAAUAUAUCUGCUGUAUCUCCCCACUGCUGUGAUAAUUUAUUGAAAGUUGUAUUUAUACAAGAGACAUGACAAUAAAGCACCACAUGAGUAACUCGA